Messenger RNA from Nematocida parisii ERTm1, 1195 nucleotides. RefSeq lists its product as uncharacterized. The transcript has a single exon. Gene Ontology annotation, biological process: protein farnesylation. Lineage: Eukaryota; Fungi; Microsporidia. Gene Ontology annotation, cellular component: protein farnesyltransferase complex. Bases 1 to 1044 code for a protein of 347 amino acids. Gene Ontology annotation, molecular function: protein farnesyltransferase activity. The record is from RefSeq and is a predicted model, not a curated record.
AUGUAUAAUGACGAAGGUGUUUCUACACAGAGCUCAGUGGAUGCAAUGAAUCUAAAUGCGACGAUAAAGAAUAAGAAGCCAACAUUGCUGGAUAAGGACAGGCAUUUAAAAUAUAUAAUAAAGCAAAUGAACAAGCCAUUAAACAUAGCAUAUUCUGCCCUAAUACCCUGGGUUGGUGCGUGGAUGGCAAAUGCACUUUAUGUCAUAUUGGGAAGAGACCAAUUCUAUGACGGAACGCACGAAGAAGUAGAAAAGCUAGAUAAAAUAGCAACACAAAUUAUUAAUUUACAAGGAAGUGGAACAGGUAUAUCUGCAGGUCCUGGGCAUAUGCCAAAUCUUGGGAGCACGUACGCUGGGGUAGUCCUAUUGAAGAUUCUUAACAGACUGGAUGAGAUAGAUAAGGCGGGUAUAGUGCAGUUUAUAAAGGAAAUGCGAGUGCCUAAUGGGUUUACCAUGUAUGCAGAUGGAGAAAUAGAUCCUAGAUCUAUAUACUGUGCUGUGGCCACUUACUCUAUUUUGCACUCAGAGGAUAUACAGCAAGAAAAUCAGCACAAUCCAUUAGAAAGCGAGGAAGGAAAGAAUAUAUUUGGCGGCAUAGAUACUAUCCUGUGCUCUCUCCAGACGUAUGAGGGGGGAUUUGCUGCUUCUCCUGGGGAGGAGGCGCACGGUGGGUAUACAUACUGCGCAGUGGCUGGAUUAAAGAUUUUACAAAAGCCUAUUCCCAACACAGACAUUCUGAAAAGGUGGCUUUUGGAGAGGCAGGAUGUGAUAAAUAAUGGGUUCAAUGGGAGAACAAAUAAAGGCUCUGACUCUUGCUAUAACUUUUGGGUGGGUGCGUGCUACAAAAUGCUUGGGUUAGGAAUACGGUCAUAUGAAGGCUUAGCACAGUACACUCUGUCUAACUGCCAAGAGGAAGAAGGCGGCAUAAAAAACAUUCCUGAGUCACAUCCGGAUAUAUAUCACACAGCAUAUGCUUUAAUAGGGCUAUAUAUCAUAAAUGAAACAGACUUUAACUAUCACCUGGGCCUGCCUGUAGCAGCAUAAGUGGGCAGUGCUAAUUUUGAAUUCACAUGCGCAGUAUGAAUUAGUUUGCUUUUCUUACAAAGGUGUGUAAUCAGUCAAUAAAUAUCUUGACCAACCUGCUUGUGCGUAUUAUAAUUAAGUUGUUAGUUAUUAUUUCAGACAAAUAACCCGA